Messenger RNA from Bactrocera neohumeralis, 18270 nucleotides. RefSeq names its product receptor-type tyrosine-protein phosphatase N2 (gene IA-2). The record is from RefSeq and is a predicted model, not a curated record. The coding region runs from base 375 to 4226 and encodes 1283 amino acids. Gene Ontology annotation, biological process: protein dephosphorylation. The transcript has 11 exons. Gene Ontology annotation, molecular function: protein tyrosine phosphatase activity. Lineage: Eukaryota; Metazoa; Arthropoda; Insecta; Diptera; Tephritidae. Gene Ontology annotation, cellular component: secretory granule.
GAUGCUUUGCAUCAGUUCGACCUGGUGAGCGCAGACUAAACGUUCGAGUUGAGCGGUUAAAUAGGUGCAAGUAUCCUAACAUAGUAGUAGCACAAAAAAUUUGUAUAAAAUCCUCAGUCAAGUGAAAGUAACCAGUAACUUUGCACGCAGCAUUCAAUAUAACACGGUAACAAACGAAAGCACGCUGGCGGUCCGGAAAGGAAUUUCAUAUUUUGCACGAGAAACUUGUUGACUAUCUGCAUUGUCUACAAUAAAGUUAACUAUUGCUGUUGUUGUUGCUGUUGCUGCUGGUUUUCAAUGUUGGCAUAGAAAUUUUCACUCGACAUUUCACACAAGUCGCCAACAUAUGGCAGCUUUUGUGCCAGCAUCACUGUAUGACAAUAUGCAAAACGCUUAUCGCCAACUUAGCCGUAAUGAGGCAGCAGCUGUUGAAUGGUGGGCCCAUUAUCAUGGCAUGCAAUGUACAACAGCAACAGCAGCAAGGCGAACAGCACAACUCAUUAAGGCAACAAUGUAUUAGGCCACAGCAAGAGCAACAGCAACAACAAGCACAAUCAACAACACUGCAAGACGACCAUCAAGAACAAGAACAAUCUCUGCAACAACAACAAGCGAUAGAGCAGCAUCAAGUCAGGGCAGAAUGGCAGCAAUUGCCGCAGCAGCAGCAGCAAGAGCCGACGAUGCAACGGCGGCAGCAGCAGCAACAACAGCAGCCAACCAGCAGCUGGCGUUGCUCGUUGCAAGCAACAAUUAAUUGGUUGCAUCGUCCGGCUACAAGCGUCACGUUGAUGUUGCAAUUGCUGUUGUUGUUGUCGAUAAAUACAGCGGCACGUGGUGAAGGCAAUGUCGGUUGCCAAUUUGUGCGAACACUUUGCCUUCAGGGGAGCGAGGUCUGUUUUGAUGAUAACAUCUUUGGAAAAUGUAUACCAACAACUGGCGUAGAUGUGGAGGACAUUGAAAAGACACCGCUCACCGAGGAGCAAUCUCGUACACUGGCCACUAUGUUGGAGGAGUUGCAGGGCGCCGGACUCGGCUGGGAUCAUCCCUAUGUACAAUGCCGUAUACAAGGAACACUCUACUCACUACAGAAACAGACCCAACUACCACCGAAUCUUUGCGCAAAUUUGGCACCCACACCUACCGAUAUCGAUCCUGCCGGCGCUAUGGCUUUCGUACGCUUCACACCACCCGAACAAGAAUAUGUGGAUGGUGGAUAUUUCUAUCCGCCACUGAAAAAGCAACAGAGAACACAACAACGGAAUGAAGAUGCAAAUAGUCUCAACAGCAUUUUGCAUCAAUUGCAGCUGCAGGACCAACGUCAACUGCGGCACGAUCCGCUAGAACUGGCAUAUUUCGAAAAAUCAGAUGCACAAGAGCCACCACAACUCACACCGAAUAUAAUGGAGACCUAUUUAGAGAACGAACGUGCACGCAUACAACGCGAACAACUGGAGCAAGCAGCGGAGUUGGAGGCGGCACAGGAAAAUGCAAUGCGUAAUCGUUUAGAACUCUAUCAGAUGUUGGCAGCCUCAGAACCAGAUCCGCAACCGUAUCAACGUAAACCGAGUAGCGCGAUUGAAAAAUUGGAACAAGUGGUGGAGCGCGAACGUGAGGCAGCGGCGCGUGUGCUACCAUCUACGCAGCAACAACCAGUUAUUGUACCGGAUGAACUGUCUAAUGAUUCCAACGAAUUGUAUUUCCCUGAACGCUUCAGCUCUUUCAAGCGUAUUUCGAACAAAGCGGCAAUGAAAGCUAAAGCUAAGCCGGUGCAACGUUCAUUCUUUCGUGAGUUGGCCGCAGAGCAAGGCUUGCCGCAGGAACCGUUAUUAAAUAGUGACUUCACGGCAAAUGCGAUUGAUGAAACUGACCAAAUGUUGUUGCCAACCUACAAACGUACGAGUGCAAACGAUUUUGCCAACGAGUCCGAACGCAAGCAAUUGGCUUUCGAGGAAAGUCUCAUUCGCAACUCUUUGACACCAUUCGAAGAGGAAGCGAUGCUUUCCUCGAAUACUUAUGCGCGUAAUGCACAAAAACCGCGACCAGUCUUUACCGAGGGUGGUCUCGUCUAUGUGUCUGAGGAUGAGGAGGAGGUACGCAAAGCCAAGGCACGUGAGUUGCUCGAAAGCAUGUUUGGAUUCACACGACACGAACGUUUAGAUGUGAAGAAGCCGGGUCCAUUAAUCGGACCGCCGCCAAAUGCUGUGGAAUCAAAGGAUACGCAAAAUAAAACCGAAGCCGUAAAUGCUGGCAAUAAGGAAGUGCUGCCGGCGCAUAUUAAAGGCAGUAAAGAGGGCAGUAAGAAGAAGAAAGUGCUGAAGGAUCAUUCCGAUGAAGAUCAUGCUCCGCACACAGUCGACACCGAAUAUGCGCAUGUGUUCGUAAAGAACCCUAUCGAUAGCUGGAGUGACGGUGUGCGGAUCAUGAACGAAUUGGCCAAUAUACUACAUAUGCAAGGAUACUUUACCUAUUUAACCGUUCAACCGCACGAAGUCUCUUUCCGGGUGGACUCAAACAACCCGGAGCACAAGACCGCCGCUGACAUAGCGCGCGCCAUCAACGACAAUCGCGGCGUCAAGAAUAAUAUACUACGACGUCUGGGCUUCACCGUACUACACGCGGGUGUGGGCGAUAAGAUCAAAGACGAUACGGAUGGCGUUUCGUCAUCGCGCAUUGAGCUCGCCGAACAAGGACCCGAUGUGACGCAUAUUAUGGCGUAUAUGUUCGCUGGUGCUGGCGCUGCUGCUGUGAUUGUGAUUUUCAUAACACUCAUCUUGAUAAAGCGACAUGACAAGAAACGCGACAAACUGGGUGGUUUACAAUCGGGCAUCGGUGGCGCAGAGAGUUGCAGCAAAGACUAUCAGGAUCUGUGCCGUGCGCGCAUGGCCGGCAAGAGUAGCGCACCCGAACCGGUGGCAAGUGGUCGCAUAACAUCGCUAAGCAAGGAAAACGAUCGACCGCCAUCAUCACGAUCGAGCACCUCAUCGUGGAGUGAGGAACCGGCGCUAACCAAUAUGGAUAUCUCUACUGGGCAUAUGGUUUUGUCUUACAUGGAGGAUCAUUUACGUAAUAAGGGCCGCCUACAACGGGAAUGGGAGGCUUUGUGCCGCUAUGAAGCCGAACCGAGUGCACGCGAUGCCGCACAACAACCGCAGUGCGCUAACUUGAAUAGACCAGGCGCUCCAUUACCUUAUGAUCACUCGCGUGUAGUGCUCAAUCACUUGGCCAACGCUGAGGGAUUGGAUUACAUCAAUGCUUCGACUAUUACCGAUCACGAUCCACGUGCUCCGGCAUACGUCGCCGCUCAAGGACCAUUACCCACGACCCUGGCACAUUUCUGGCAAAUGAUUUGGGAACAAGGUGCCGUUGUUAUUGUUUCACUGUGUCGCUUACAAGAGAAUGGCGAAAUCGCUUGUGCACGCUAUUGGCCGGAGGAGGGUGCUGAGGUUUAUCACAUCUACGAGGUUCACUUGGUCAGCGAGCACAUUUGGUGUGAUGAUUACUUAGUACGCUCUUUCUAUUUGAAAAAUUUGCGAACCAGCGAAACACGAACUGUGACACAAUUCCAUUUCCUCUCUUGGCCACAAGGUGGAGUACCGGCGCAAGCUAAGGCGUUAUUGGACUUCAGAAGAAAAGUAAACAAGUCCUAUCGCGGCCGCUCCUGCCCCAUUGUGGUGCAUGGCAGCGCCGGCGCCGGCCGUACUGGCGCCUACAUACUGCUCGAUCUGGUGUUGGGACGCAUGAAUAAGGGAGCACGUGAAAUCGAUAUCGCCGCCACAUUGGAACACUUGCGCGAUCAACGUGCUGGCCUCGUUGCCACACGACAACAAUUCGAAUUCGUGUUGAUGGCCGUGGCCGAAGAGGUGCAUGCGAUACUGAAGGCGCUACCGGCAAAUCAAUCGAAUGAGAAACGUGAACUGGAGGCAAAAGAAACAACAACCGGCACACUAAAGGAAGAGGAAGCGGGUAGUGAAGAGGCGGCGGUAGUGGCAACAACAUCCAAAGCGACGAAGGAGACAGCGGUCAAGCCAACAACUGCGGCAGCGACAGCAACAGCAACAACAACUGGCGCAAAAGAGAAAGGAGAACAACAACAACAGCAGAAGAAUGGCGGUGGCGAGAAAGAGCGCGAGAAGGCCGGCAAAGCGGAGACCAAGGAGCCGAAGGCUGCACCUGCAACGCCAGCAAAGACACAGGCCGCCACAACAGCAGCGGUAAAGAAAAAGUAAACGCGCUAAACGGCGGCGGCGGUGUGUGUUGAGUAGUGCGCGCGCAUGCUGCGAGCGUGCGACGGAGCGGUUGUUUAUUUAUGCAAAUUUUCUUUUUACACUGUGAAAGGUGUUGGUUACUUAGAAGCAAGCGUUUAUAAUGAUAUGGUUUAUAUGUAGACUAACAGUUAGUGUUAUAUUUUUCGUAAUUACAGUUAAUUUAUAGGCGCGUGGUAUGCUGGCGUGUUCGAAACGGGCUAAAUUUGGUUGGCUAGAAGCGGGAUUUUUUCCAUAAAUUUUUAAGCUAUCGAAAUUUUUUUGUUUUCAUUUCAUAUAAAAUACAAUUAUAAUGUUAAAUUGUUUCCGUAAACUGUGCGUAAAACAAGUUGUAUGCCAAUUUAAUUAAAUUUAAUUAAUAAUAAAAAUAUAAACACACACCCAAACACUUGAGUUCAGUGUGUCGCGCCGGCGCUGCACUUUGCUGUCCGAUUAACGCGUCGCUGCUUCAACAAAAAUCAUUACAAUCCAGCCCAUUGGAGCGGUACGUCUUAUGAGAGUAAAUGGCGCAUGCGUGACCAACAAACUGAACGUCACACACACACAUAUACAUAUAUAUAAAUACACGCUUAAUUAAAGCCAUAAUAAAAUGCGUUUAGAUUUAGACCGCAAGCAACAAACCAUAAACAAUUAUUUAUUAAAUAUUAAGCAAAUACAAAAUAUUGUUAAACAUAUGUAAAGUUAUCAUACAAAUACAAGAAAUUAUAAAUGUUUAUUUGCAAAAUGGAGAAAAAAAACAAAACAAAACCAAAAUUUAAUAAUUAAUUAUAUAUAUAUCUGAGUAUAUGCUACUGUGCAACACAUAACUGUAUUAUCGAUGUGCAUGGUCAACUAUUUGAAAUAACCGCGUAUAUAUGUACAAGAAAAUGCACUAACAACAACAAAAACAAGUUUUUCAACUAACAUUCCUGCUAUAAAGAACAACACAGCCAACUCCAAGACAUUACCGUUAGCAAAUAAUUUUUAUCCUUACUUGUACACCAUAAUUCUUUUAAAUGUUAACUCUUACUACAACAACAACAUACAUGUCUAAGUGUUAUUUGUAAAUUUUUAGCAAAAAUGCAAUUAUAUUUUUUUGUGAUGUGCAAAAAAUAUUUGAAAAAUCUCUUUACACAUGAACCUAGUGGUUAUUUACAACUACAAAGUGUAUAUGUUUCAAUGUCUUCUCAAUACGAUAAAUACAUACAUACAUAUAACAAAUGUCAUACAUAUAUCAGUGUAAUGUGUACCUUACUACAUACAAAAACAAAUAUCAAAACUAUUCAAAUAUUUAUGUGCAAAAACAAAUAUUUACACAAUGUAUUAACCUUAAAAGCAUAUUUACAAAUACUUAAAGUAACCUUAUAUAUAUGCAUAUAAAUAUAAAUAUAUAUUUACAAAAAAAAAACACACACUCCAAUAUUAUGUAUGUAUAAUUGAAAAUACCACAUCAGAUGCAUUCCGCGCUAAAGUUGUUAUCAGAAAUAUAUAUUUUUAUGUUACUUAAAUUAUUUGUGUGUAUAAAUAUGUACAUAUUUCAACUAAAUAUAUAACUACUUAAAACCAAAAACUUUCGAUGUAAUGUAAGCUUUCAAGCACAAAAGCAAAAUCAUAGCUAACUGUAAAAUCACAAAUUAGCACAAGAGCUUAUAAUAAACAAAAGCACACAAAAUUUUAAAUGUCAAGUCAGGUGGAAGCUUUCAUCAAUAAUUAAAAAACAAAUAAUUGAAAAACAAGUGGAAGCUUUCAGCAAUAAUUGAAAAACAAGUAGAAGCUUUCAACAAUAAUUAAAAAAAUAAGUGAAAGCUUUCAUCAAAAAUUGAAAAAGAAGUGAAAGCUUUCAACAAUAAUGGAAAAAAAGUAGAAGCUUUCAACUUCAAUUAAAAAAACAAGUGAAAGCUUUCAUCAAUAAUUGAAAAAUAAGUGGAAGCUUUCAGCAAUAAUUGAAAAACAAGCUUUGAACAAUAGUUCAAUGCAAGAAAAAAUGUAACAGGUUUAACGGCACAAGCACAAGCUUUCACUUAUAAGUAAGUAAGUGUAAGCACUUGAAUGUGUGAGUUUUAGCGAAAACUGUGUUAGUUUUCAUAUCUAUUUUGCAAGCUUUCGCUAGAAAGACUAAGCUUUCAUAGAAAAAAAGCAGUAUUUCACUAUUUCGCUAGAACCAUAUUAAGCUUUCACUGCAAAAAUACAAAAUUUCACUGUUAAAAGCAUGUUAGCGUAGAAAAAUAAAGUGUGAAUGCAUAAUAUUAAACUUUCACAAACAACUUGGAGCUUUCACAAGCAAACAUAAACAGUCGCCAACAAGGUUGGAGCUGUCACACAAUAUUGGAGCUUUCAUACGUUAAUUAAAACUUUCACACGCAAAGUUUCAAAUUAAUUUGGAAAUUUUGUGGGCAAGUUAGAGCUUUCACAUAGCUUUGAAGCUUUCACGUGCCAUUUGAAGCUUUAACACGCAAGUUGAAGCUUUUAUAUGCAAGUUGAAACUUUCAUUUAAAGAUGAAAAGCUUACAGCCGUAAAUUGAAGCUUUCAGUUAAUGGUUAAAGGUUUCACACGCACAUUGAAACUUUUAAACGCAAAUUGAAGCUUUCAUGGUUAAAAGCUUUCACACGAAAUUUGAAGUUUUCACACGCAAUUUACAGCUUUCACGCGCAAGUUGAAGCUUUCGUCUAAAUUUCUAAAGCAUUCACGCGCACAUGGUAACUUUCGCUAACACUUUUAAAGCUUCAUUGAAAAAAUUUUGAGCUUACACGAAUUAAAUAGAGCUUUCACCAGACAUAAUGUGCUUGCAUUUUUUAUUCAAAAAAUCAUCUUAAAACUUUAAAAUAUUUACUGUAUGAAUGUUGAUUUGUUAUGUACACCUGCGUCGCGCUUAAAAGCUUAACUACUUAUGUGUAAACGUUUUCUGUAUUUCCAUACAUAAUAUAUAUGUACAUACAUAUAUAUAGAUAUACUUUACACAUAUACAUGGAAUAGGUGCACAUACAGGUAUAUAACACAUAAGAUCACUUAUUUAUUGGAAAACCAAGAGCAACCAUUUUCGAAAGCUUCGUUGCACACACACAAACACCCUUCAAAAUUUCAUUAUUUGCAAAAUUUCUAUAUAAUACAAUUUUACUUAACUUUUCUACGAGGGCAGCUAAAAAUUGUAGAAUUUUGCAAAUUCGUUAUUUUGAAGUGCUUAAAAAGCAUUGAAGCACAAGCUUUUAUAAUUGAAAAAAGCACAAUGAAAAGAAUAUAAUAAAAAUCAAAUAUAAAAACUGCACAAAAGCAAACAAGAGCUUACAACAAACUUGUUGCAUAGCAAUGCACUUAAAAUAUCACAAAAAUUUUGAAAGAUUAGACGUCAAAAAUAUAAAUUGAAACUUUUGAAAGCAGAAAAUGUUAGCAUCAUUAAAGAGCUAAUACAUACCAAUGCUGCUAUGUCAAGAGCGAAAAAAUAAAACAUUAUAAUUGUAAGCGAUUUUCAUUGGCAUAGAUUGGCAUGAGAAUCAUUGAUUUCGUAUGUAUGUGAAAGCUUUCAGCAAGCUUUCAUAAUUCCGCAAAAGAAAAAUGUUAAAGCGCACAAUUGAAAGAUACUAAAGGCAUGGAUAGAUAGUGAAAUGAAGUGUGAAGCCGAAAAAGGAAAUGUCAUGAAAGCACAAAAAGCUUUCGGACGGCUAUUUUAAAGUACAUGAAUUUGGAAGCAAUGUUAAGAUUAAAAGGUCUUAAAACGCACACAAUUUUUUAGAGGAUACGAAAACAGCAGUCACACAUAGGAGAAAAAAACACAAAAGAAACACUUUCAUCAACGACGAUUAUAAGCAAGUUAAUGCUUAAAGUUUUGAUAUUUUUUAAAAGUUUCUAAGCAUAUAUGCAUAUCUAACACAUACCCAUAAAUUUUUAGUGAAGAAAAGUAUUUUCAAUUACAGUUAUUUUAUGAUUUAAAACGCAAUUAUUUAAAAAGGCUGAGUUUUCAUUGGUUUUGUUUCAUUUACUACAUGUUUGUUCGCGCAACUUUUUUUUGUUGUCACUUGUAAUAGAAAAAUGAGUUACAUAACACAGCUGCUACAACACUUUGGUAAUAUUUUGCAUAUAGUACAAAUAUGUUUGCGCUUAGUGUCUUCGCGGAAUUGGGUUUGGAAGAGCAACAUGUAAACACCAACAAUUUAAGACGCUUAAACUGAGUUUGCGUCUUUGAACGUUAGAAAAGUUGUUUUAUUGAUUACGUUGGUCUAUGCUUUAAUGGUUCUGAAACGCAUUAAACACAUAUAAUACAAUCAUCUUAUACUUCCAUACAAAUCUCUCAGUAACACACAUAACAAUGGUACAAAAGACAAUACACCUCAUACACCGCACAACCGCAGUUGCUGUCACAGGCUUAACAAACUUGCGAAAUGUGCAGAGUUUUGCAAGUUUAGCGGCUUUGCUGACAGCAACAACAAAAACACAACGCAAAUCAUAUACAUAAAAAUUGAAAAAAAAACUUCAAUGUUAAAAAUCACGAAAAAAAUUAUAAAAAAAAAUUAAUGAAAGAAAUAAUAAAGUAAGGACGGUGAGAUGUUCUUUGAGCGCAAAUAAUUAUGAAAUAGUACAAAAAUCAGCAAAAAAAAUUGUUUAAGAUAAACUGAUGGAGCGUGUAAACAACAGUGAGUCAAAAUGGGAAAAUUUUGAAAUAAAAAAUAUUUGAUUUUUUUUUUUUAGUUCAACAUGACUUUAAAGAGAACAAUUCAGUUGGCUAGAAGUAGUUGAAAUUAAAUUCAGUUUUCGCGCAACAACAACUAAGACAACAAAAAUAGUGAAAUUUCAGUGAAAACCAGGAAUUUCAGAACUUUUUUUUUAAUUCUUUGCAUACAUAUAAUAUUUACAUACAAAAAUAGCAAUUUGCAAACUUCACUCAAAUUUUUUAAACCACAAAAUUGCAGUUUGCAUUGAAAACAUAAAUAAUGUGUGAAAUCACUGAAGUGAAAAUUUCAUGAAAACACAAAAAUUUUUAAAUAAAGUGAAAUUUCACGUCAAAUAACAACACAUCAUGGCAUAACAUUUAUAAAUAUGCAGCAUAGUUGAAGAUUACGCAUAAAAAAAAAUAAAAUUUUAAUUAUUAAUAAAAAAAGUAGAAAAAUUCUCACGUUUAAAUGAAGUUUACAUAAAAUUAUUCAAAUGUUACGCUGACAAUGGCGACAUAAAGUAAAAAGUAGUUUGCAUACUAGACAAAACCAAAAAACAAAAUAUAUAUAUAUAGCGUUCUCGAAAAUUGUUACUAAUCAUUAGCACAAAAGUUAAAAAAAAAAGCAUUAAAUAUAAAUAUAUAUAUAUAUACAAAUAUAUACAGGUAAAAAGUUCGUUAAAUUUAUGCGCAAAAACAUGUUUGAAAACAGAAUUUAAAAAUCAUGCAUUACUAUAUAUAUAUAUAUAACUGAAAACAAAUACAUAUAUAUAUAUAUACUAUAGAGAACUUACGCUCUACUAAGCUUAAGCAUUAACUGACUUAAACUUACUUUUCCUCAGUUGUAAAGCAUUUUUUGAGUUCACACUCGUUUCGGUUUGAGUUUUUUCUUGGUGAGAAACUCAAACAACAAAAACAUUACACUUGAAACAGCAAUUAAAAGCAAAAAUACACACGUUUUUUCUCGCAAACAAACUAUUUAUAUUAAAAACAAUAUUACAAUAACUGUGGCGAUCUCGAAACACCAUCACCAACUGAGAUCCCAAAAAAAUAAUUAAUAAAGUUUAAAGAAAAAAAAAACAAAAUAACAAAAAUGUGGUAGAACUAAAUUUAAGUUAUUUCAAAGAAAAGAAAAAAAAAACACUUAAAUUAAAUAAAAAUAAUAAAAACAUAUAUAGCAAGCAUUAAAAGAAAAAAAGAAUUUUCACAAAAUUUCAAUGUCGUUUCAUGAAACGUUGAAAGUUCAUAAAUUGUAAAAAAUAAAUUCUCGAAAUAAAAAUUAAAAAUUUAUAGUCAACAAAGCAUAUUUAGUAGUGAAAUCAGCAGAAUUUUUCAACAUGCAUUAGCAAACAUAAACAUUAAAAAUAAAAAUAUAUAUGUAAAUAUGCAUAAAAAUCGAAAAUACAUAUAUACAUUAUAUAUAUAUGUGUGUAAUUCAAAAGUAUACGUACAUAAGUUUCAUCAAUUCGAUUGAUUGUUGUAAUUAUUAACAAAUAAUGCUGUAAUACAGACAUAAUUCGCGAUAACACAGCGAAGUUCGAUUUUUGAGGGCCAAAACUGCAAGCAAGAAGAAGAAGCAUAUAUUUAGUAGCAUGAAAAAAGUUAAAUAAAACUCAAAAUUAUUGAGUGUAAUAGUAAAAUAAUUAAUUCAUUAAUAUUUACAUACAUACACAAACAUAAAAUAACUUGCAUUUCAAAAAAUAAUAAAAAAUAGUAAAAAGUAAUGCAAAAGCUUUUAAGUUCAAAAAUAUUUUCAAAAUUCUUUUAUGCUGCAUACAUUUUCAUGAUGGUGUAAAUUAAAAAAAAAUAUUUAUAUAACUUCAAAUAUCGCACAUUAUACAAACUGAAGGAAUUAUAAAAUCAACGACUUACGCUGAAAAACUUUUUCCAAGCUUUUUCGGAACCUUUCGAAUAUUUUUUUUUCAAGCUUAUGGAGAGAAAAGCUCAUGAAAGUGCAAAGCUUUUUCGAAGCAUUUUUGAAUCUUCUUCCAAGCUUUUGACGGAGAAACUAAUGAAAGCACCAAACUUUUUCCGAGCUUUUUCGAAACUUUUUUUCACGCUAAUGGAGCGCAAACCAACUGCGCUUUAAAUAAAUAAAAGAGCAGUAAAUGGAAAAUUACAAAAAAAAUGUAUUCAGAAACAAAAACUUCAAAAGCUUUUAAAAACUGCAAACCAAAACAAAUUAAAGGGAUAUGAGCUGUUAAGUAAAUAAAACCCAUAAAAAUAAACGGUCAUUUUGAAAAGCUGCGAAAUAUUAACGAACUAAAAAUUCGAUAUUGAUGAAAAAAGCCAAAAAAACAGAGAAAGCUCAUCAAAAUAUACGAAAGCUUCAUGAAAUCAAAUGCAAAAAUACAGCAAUUUGCAACAGAGCUCGAGAGUUCAACGUAUAAUAAGGGAAGCGUAUAAAAAAGGAAACAAAACAACAAAAAAAACCUUCGACCGAAAUAAGGCUUUUGCACCUUAUCGCUUUCAUCUACAAACAAAAAGUUUUACGAAACUAGCGUUUCAAAAUUAAAGAGAAAAUCGUGAAUUGAACUACAAGGACUCAAUCAAAUGGAUUUUCAAAAUAGAAAGCGCCUAAAUUCCGAAAGCUCUGCAGCAACUUAAAACUUAUGCAAGUGAGCUGCUAUGAACAACAAAAUAAAUUCGAGUACAAGGACUCUAUCAACUCGUUAGUUGAAAAUUCUCAAAGCAGCAACCGCAAAAGUUCCUAAAAUCCCAAAGCUCUGCAGCAACUUCAAAAUUACGCAAAUGAGCAGCUCUGAACAACAAAAAAACGGUCUAAAGCUGAAGCACAAGCAUCAUUCAUACCGAAGUUUAACAUGCUCUAAAAGCACAAAUCAUAUUGGAGCGCAUUAUCGACUUUUCCUCAAUUAAGGGAGCUUUAUUGUUUGUAAAAAAGCUUUGUGGAACUUACGCACAACAUUUCAAGGCGCUAAUUAUACUUUAGAGAGCAGCUAUAGAUAACUUUAAGACGGGAUUUCAGCAAAUGGAAAUUAACGGAAAAGCCGGAGAGCAGUCUUCAACAGGAGCAUUGUAUAAAACGAAGAAAAUAGCCCGAAAAUAGAGCAAAACUAUGCCUACAACAAAGAAAUACUGAAAUAAAACCAAACAAAGCAAAUAAUUUAUAAACUUCUACCUCGAUGGAUAAAUGGCGGAGAGGAGCGAACGGAGAGUGAGUGAGAGAGCGAAUAAAGUUGUGUGUAGUAGAGAAGAUAUGGUAUUAUAAGUUCCUAAAAAAUACACAACUUAUGACGAAACAGCGGACAGGGGACCAACGAACGGGGUAACGAACUAAAAAAAAUACAGUUAUAAACUACCGCGACUAUAAACUAGUGCACAAAACUGACCCUAUACUGCAGCGACCAGCGGGCGGGUGUACAGCAGGUGACAUAGUACAAAAACAAAUAUAUUUAAAUAGAAAAUAUGAAAAACCCCAAAAAAAAAUUAGUUUUAAGCAAGAGAAGGCGCAAAACAGCGAUCAAGGAAUAGUGGAAAAAAAUCAAAUAGAAAUGUUACCGGGGGUAUUUGAUAUAUGACAGGUGUGGUAGUAAUGGGAAUAUGUAAGAGGCAGCUGGAGCAAAAGGUCUGAGGUUUGCAAAACGAAAGAGUGGACAGCAAACAGAGACAAAGCUUACAAAAAAAAACAAACCAAACAACUUUCAAGCACAUAAACUGACUUUCCGACAGCUAAAAUAAAAAUAAAAACAAAAAACGGUUUCUGUAGCGUUGAGCUUUAAGGUGGAAGAGAGAGAGGGAGAAAAAGAGGGAGAAGAAGAGAGAGAGAAAGAGAGGGAUAGAGAAAGGGAGAGAGAGAUGAUCAGGGUGAGAUGAUCUUGUGAGGAGCGCACUGGAAGCCUAAUUGAAGUUAUAGCUAGCCACUUUUUAAAGUAUAGCACGCCUACUUUUCGACAAAAUAAAACUUUCUAGUGGAAAAUAAAAAAUCGUAUUUUAUUUAAAAACUAUAUAUUUUACUUGAUAUGUUUAAAACAACAAAAUUAUAGGCAAAAUUAGCAAAUUAUAUAUGGAUGUAACGUAUAAAUAUGUAUGAGUUUAAAAUAUGUGAAAUUAUAAAUAAAUAAAUAUAUGUGUACAUGUGAUGAAAAAAUAUAUUAUUUGAAAAAUAUACAUAAAACUAUAGAUAUAUAUAUAUAUAUUAAAUAAUUUAUUAAGCAAACAAAAUGACGUUCAACAAUUGUUAAAAGCUUACAUGUGUAGAAAAUAAUUAUUACGCAUUUAUUAAAAAUAUUUUAUUUCAAUUAAAUGUAGUAAACAUUGUUGUUGUAAUUAAAAUGAAAAUUUUUGAAAAACUAAUAAAAAUUAUUUAAGGAAAAGUUUUACGAUGAAAACGAAGAGCAAGUGGAGCGGUAGAGGUGAAACUAUAUAGAGGAGGAAGAGAUGUCACAGAUACUAUAUACAUAAAUCACUGCAUAGAAUAAGUUACAUAAGGCAUGAAAAUACAUAUAAACACACAUCAAAGAAGGUUACACAGUGUAACAAAAAAGUAGCAAACAGAAAUCACACAUACAGUAACACAAAACGUAUUAAAUUUGCAGCAAAAACAUAUGAAUACAUACAACAACACUUAUAUAAAAAAAUAUUUUUAGACAUAUAACGGUCUAAAAGUAUUUAGUAAAUAAAGGCUUUCAUGCAUUUUUGGUGUAACAACUGGUGACGGACAUAUGAAAAAUAAAAAAAAUUAUUUAAUAAAAAUUUAAAAAUAUAAAAAUGUUAAGAAAACUGCUGGAUUUUACAAGCUAAACUAGUUACAGCAAGUAAAUAUCGCAGCAAAAAAUAUAUAUAGACAUAUGUACCAAAGUUAUGUAUGUGAAAUAUUAAAAAAUAUUACUCUAGAUGUGUUGUAUUUAAAGCAAAAACAAAAACAAAAUAAAAUAUAUAUGUAUAUGUAUACGAAGAUACAAUGUUAAAUAUAUACAUGUUAAAAAGAAAUUUGAAAAAAAAUUGUUUUAAAUAAAUAUGAGCAAGAAAAAACUAUACUGGCUGAGUGCAGAGUUUGCGUGAGCGACAAACUAUGAAAAGAGUACAAUUUACAUAAUAUAUAUAUACAUAAAAAAAAAUCAAGCUGAUGAAAUGGUAGCUGACAGUGACAAGAGUAUACACACUUAACAUGCCACAAACAAAACACAAGAAAAAAAACUAUGAAACAUACAUACUUAACAUACAUACCUACGAAAAGAUUUUUUGCGAUAGAAAAGUAAUACAAAAUUUAUCGCAUAAUAGAUAAAAAAAAUAUAUUAAAAAUAAAACUAAAAUUAAAAAACAAAAAACUGAAAACUGAAAACCGAAAACCAAAAUAAAGAAAGAAAGCUGAAACAAGAGUUGCUUAGAAGGCAUAGCAGGCUAGCAGCAUAUUUAAAAAAUAAGUAUAAAAUAUAAAAAAGUAUAUUACAUACAAAUAAAUAUAUACACAUAUAUAUAUAAAUGUUAAAUAAAACAUGCUAAUUAAGCAGCAGAACAACAAAAAAAUGUUUUCAAUUCAAAAUAAAGCAGAAAAAUAAUUUUUACACAAAACAAAACUGUGGAGAAGCGGCAACAAUAAAAUACACAGUUAAAAAAAAAAAUACAACAACAAGCACUGAAAAUACACGCGCUAGUCAACUUCUAUUCCAAAAUUGCAAUAACAACAAUAACACAGUAAGAAAAAAGCAACAAGUCAGAUUUUUUCUAAAACAAAAAAAUAUCUACAUGGUGCUUUUUGAGGGAGGUGAACAGCAUAUACAACAACAUACCGGCAUUUAAAAGCACAAUUUUCCGCAGAAAGCACGAAAACAAGAACAAAAAAAAUAACAACAAAAAACAAGAAAAACAAAAUAUUAACAUGAAUAUAAAUACAAAUUUGCAAGCACAAACAAACAAUGCUAAGUGUGUAAAUUUAUAAAUAUGUAUGUAAGAAAUAGUAGAGGAAAAACAUUCAUUUUUUUUUUAUAAAAAUAAGGCGCAAAACAGAAAACCAAGAAACACAAGAGAAAAUUACAGAAAAUCACUAAAAGCAAAAGAAAUAUAAAACAAGGCAAGAAAAAACACUAAAAUAUAAAAUUACAACAAAAAAAAAUUAUAUGACAACAAAUACUAAAAUCACAACAAAAAUAAAAACAACAAAAAAUUAUAAACUAAACCAACAACUGUGACGAGAGAAACAGAAUUUUCCAUUGGUUGAGUGAAGGCGAAGCUAGUUUAGCAGGUUAAAAUCAACUUAGCGUAGACACAAACCAGGCGUAGUUGAGUUAAUAGAGAGCAUAAAGAUCAUUUACUCAAAAGACAAACAUCAUGAAUGAGUGAGUAAGCAAAGUAUGCACACGCACCAUAUAUGUAGAUAACGGCGAACGCGCGCAGCUACGCGCGACAAUUGAGCAAAUGAGCAAACAAAGUAUAAAAUCUAACGGCACAUACGAUUUCACUCAACAUAGACGCAAACCACAUAGCAUAUUGCACACUCGUUUCACUCACAAUACGCUUUCGUAUCACAGAACAUUGAAUUGAAACUGUAAAACAACGUGUAAAGUGAAAUAUGUAAAAAACACAUUUCACGAAAGGAGCUUUCUGAAAAAGCACAUCACAAAUUUUAAAGCUAAAAAGCACUUUUUCAUUAAAUUUAUGUUUAUUUUAUAAUUUUUGAAAACAAAUUUUUGAAAGCUUUUUUUUUUAUUUAGAAGCACUUUUGUGUUAUAAGCUUGGUUAUUAAAUUUUAAAUCAUAUUUAUAAUAUUUUUUUAAAUAUGAAGCAGGUUUAAUGUUAAAUUUUGCCAUAAAGUCUGUGGAAUUCUUACUUAAAAAUAUAUUAUUUGUUAGUUUUUGCACCUUUAGUUUCUAACUGAGUUAUUUCACUUUUUUUCUUUGAGUUACAAAAGCACUCAUUCGAAAUUUAUUAUACUUAUCUAUUUUUUAUUUUAUUUUUUAUUUUUAAGUUUUCAAUUUAAAACUUCUAAUUUUUCGUGUUAAAGUCUCAAAUACAAUAAAGAUUUUGUAAGCCUGUUUUGAAGUUUUUUUUUUCCUUUUGAGCUACUUUUUGAGUUACUAAAGCACUCAUUCAAUACUAUUUUUUUAUACAUAAUAAUAUUUAUACGAAGUUAAUUUUCCAAGCAAAAGUUGUAAACACAAAAAAAUUUGCAUCUUCAAUUUCAUUGAGUUCUAAAUAACACUUUGAGUGAAAUAAAAAAAAAACACUCAAAUUUUAUUAAAUUUUUUGAGUAUAUUUCUUUUACCUUUUUAUUUGUUGUUAAUAACAGCCAUAAUAUUCUUUGUUUUUUUUUUAACAUUGGGUAUGUGUUAGUAUUGAAAAUUUUGAUGAGUUGCGCAAAUAAGCGACUCAUUCGAUUUCUUAUGCUCAAAGUAAUUGAGUAAGAAAUGAGUUUUUCAAAUGCGUUUCAAAAUACACAAUUUGCUAUAAUUAAUACUUUAGCGAGUUUUUUUUUUAUUAAAAUAUCACACUCAAAACUUUUUACUUAAAAAAAAUCGUUUGAGCGCCUCGCAAGAAAAGCACUCAAUUCAUUUUUGAACAUUUGAGCACAUUAUAAUAACAAGAAACAUUUGAACAGAAAACAAUGGAAUUAAUAAUUUCCAUAUCUACUCACAUCUCUUACACAAAAAUCGUCUAAGUAUCCUCAUUCUCAAAAUAAUUGAGUAAAAAAUGAGUUUUUCAAAUGCGUUUCAAAAUACACAAUUUGCUAUGAUUUAUACAGUAUUGAUUUUUUUUAUUAAAAUAUCAUACUCAAAAUUUUUUACCUGUAAAAAAAAACUUCUUUUGAGUGCCUAGCAAAUAAAACACUCAAUUAAUUUUUAAAAAUUUAAGCACAUUAUGAUAACAAGAAAAAUUUGUCAAACAACAGAAUUAAUAUUUUUCACAAAAAGCGCCUAAAUAUCCUUACAAUUCCACUCAAACCUGCUGUUAUACACACAAAACAAAAACACUCAUAUUUCCUAAAGUACAUAAAAUGCACUCAAAAUUGAAAUUGUGUAUAUGUAUACGGUUAUUUCAAAAGCAGCAACAACAAAGGUGUCAUUUAAAGUUUAAUUAUUAAAAAGAAAGCUGUGCAAAAAUGCAAAAAUAUAUGUUAAAAAAAAUAUUUCAAAUAGUGGCAUGAAAAGUAUAUAAAAAUUUAAAUGAAAAAAUUUCGAAAUUAUGAAACCACAAACAAUCAAGCAUGCAUACAUUAUUUUAAAUCAAGAAAAAUUAUAAAAAUGCUAGCGAAAAUUUCUUAUCUAAAUGUAAAAAAUUAAAGAAUUUAAAUAUAAAAAAUAAACUUACAAUAAAUACUUGCAAAAAAGUUGUAAGAAAUUAAAAAAAUAUAAAUAUAUUAAAAUUACAUUACAACAAUAAUAGCAAGUAAAAAAUACAUCUUUAGAGCGGGUUUUGUAUUUUAAGAAUUUCGUUUACUUUCGCAUAAAUUUCUGUCAAACUUUUCGUCCAAACUCCCCACACUUUUGAGUUGAAAAUUCAGCGGAAAAAAUUUCACAGGCGAAAAUGCUAACAUUUGUCGUAGAAACUAAGCAAAAAAUACACAACUUACAUAGGAGAGUUUAUCGACAACAGUUAAGCAAUUAGCAAAACGCAAAAAUUAAAAUCUAUGUACUUAAAUGUCAACAAUUUUGAAGCCAACUUUUGAAUAAAAAAAAAUUAAAAAACAACUUUAAAAAUCCAAUUUCCAAGAAAGAUAUGCGAAAAGAAGCUAUCAACAUUACCAAAUAUAAACAUAAAUUAAAAAGUACUAUUAAUACAUAUAUGUAUGUAUAUCUAUUAUAUGUAUAUUGUAAAUGUAUGUAUUUAUUAUUAAACUGAAACCAAAAAAAAACUGCAAAAAUUCAAUUAUCUUUGUGCAAUUGUUAAUUUUCUAAUUCAAGCAUUGAGCUACACACAAACUUAUUAUAUAUUUACAUAUAUACAUAUAAAGAAAUUUAAACACAAGCGAAAAUACUUUUACUUAUACUAUGUAUGUAUAUGUACAAAAUAUAUAUAUGUAUCCAUAUAAAUAUGUAUGUAUAUUAUAUGAAUAACCCAAAGUGUAUAUUUAUGCAUAUGCAACAAAUGAAAAAACCAAAAACUUGCACUCUUCUUUCUUUCAACAUAUAUAUGUACAUAUGUAUGUAAUUAAACGCUCGAUACUUGAGUACUUCUGUCCAUACUAAAACAAACAUAAUGCAAACUUGUUUAAUCGAUAAAUUUUGUUAACGUUUUUGUUGCCAUUUAUUAUUUGAUGUCUCGCACUUUUCUUACAUUUUUACUAAUUUCGAAAUAUUUGAAGUAAAGCUUAAAAAUAAUGAUUAUGAAGGAAUGGAAAAGACUUGAAGAAAACAAAAACAAAACAAAAAAACUAAAAAAACAAAAAAACUAAAAAAAAAACAUAAAAAAAUAUUUCUUUCUGUGCAUUA